UCAAGAGGGCACACACGACACAAACAGUUAUUUCUUUAGUGUGCGUGGAGCUGCAGUGUGAGCGCGAAUGGAGCGUGAGGGAGGGAGGGCGCGCAGAGCGAGAGAACAUCACUACAGCGCAGCAGAGCCACAGUCACACCGGACUGUCUGAGCGGAGUGGAGGGACGCACUAUCCAUUGCGCUCCGGAGGGUGAUGAAGACGAACUGUCUGCCACACGUCAAACCCAGGCACACUGAGACAAACACGGGCAAGGAUAUAUGUGUGAGUGAAGUGCGCCUCAGAUUAGAAGAUUUGCCGGACUCUAAAUCUAAGAUUCAAUCAUAUUUAUUUUAUUUUUUGCGCAAGUCAUGGCAUUUAUUUGGAAACUAAAGAAACAAUGCACUCUGUUGGAGACAGGAGAGGCUGAUUAAAGAUGAGACACCGAGCGGGUGACCGACAGCGUUCAGCUAUUCUGUGGUUUUCUCAGGUGAGACAAAGUCCAUUAAGCUGCACGAGUCACCCACGGAGCGACGAGCGUCUCUCGGUCACCUUCUGAAAAUGAUGUCUUGUGGCGAUGUGAGCGGCGCGCCAGCGUGCGUGUGACUGACUGACCGUUAGUCUUUCUGAGAGAGGAAGAGAGGCUGGAUAUAAACAGCAGCCAGGAUUUUGGGCAGCGACAGUCAGACACCCAGAGCAGCCAUCCCUCCUCUCUCCCAGCUCCUCAGACCCAUGCAGGAUGCCCGGAGAGCGCCCGGGAGUCCUGGUCCAGCUCAGCCCGAGUUCAUGACGCUCUGGGCGGCCUCGUCAUGCGUCUCCUGCCCGAGCCCAGUGCCCAGUCCCUCCGGCUCCUCUUCCUCUUUAUCUUCGUGAUGGGGGUGGCCCCUUCGCCGGCUCUCACGGCCGGCUGCCCCGACAGAUGCGUGUGCGACGACCAGCUGGUGGUCCAGUGCGCCGGGCAGGAUCUCACCCUGUUCCCCAAUGACCUGCCCCUGGCCACCCGGCAGCUCAUCAUUUCUAACAACCGCAUCGGGGACCUACCUGCGCUGCAGCUCAACUACCUGUCCGACCUGGUCUAUCUGGAUUGUAGUAACAACUCUCUGACAGAAAUAUUUGAGUCCACAUUCGGGAACUUGCGGAAACUCGCGUAUCUGGACCUGUCCUUCAACACCCUGCUGCAGAUCGAGGACCGGACUUUCGGGCCCCUGGCGUCCCUGGUGAUGCUCCGGUUGACGGAUAACCCGAGUCUGGGGGAGAUCCACCCGGAUGCCUUCGCGGAGAACAUUGCUUUGCAGGUGCUGGAUGUGAGCCGGAACAACCUGACGAGCCUCAACAUCAGCACCCUGAUCGCCCUGCCAGCUCUCAGGUCUCUGGGGCUCAGCGGCAACCCCUGGAGCUGCGACUGUGACACGGAGGACCUCUGCCUUUGGGUGCAAAUAGAGGGAUUCAAGUUCCAAGACGAGGGUCAGACGGUUUGCAACAGCCCCGCGGAGCUGGCGGGCCAGCGGCUGGCGGAGGUCGGCAUGCAGCUGCGGGCAGACUGCCACCAAGGCCUGGGCUACUGGGACUACCUCUUCUUCAUCGCCAUCGGCUUCGUCAUCUUCUCGGCCGGCACGGUCUCGGCCUGGGUGAUGGGCGUGCUCAUGGUGCUGUACGAGCGCUACACCAAGCGGAAGAGCGAGGAGCAGGACAGCGACGAUGAGGACGAUAGGGGAGGGAUGAGCGGAGGCGGAUGUGGAGGUGGAGGUGGAGGUGGAGGCAACCAGGGGAACGGGGAUCUGAGCAAGCCGGGCAUGCAGGUGUGACAGGCCGAGGUGAAACGACACGAGGCUGAACAACACGGGAGAAAAGAAACGAGGAACCAGAUGUGACGAGAGGAGUGUGAGACCAAAGGCUCUCUUAUGAACUAAGAUCUGCCCGUCUCCCUUUGUUACAGAUUUUAGAUAUUGCAAUAUGCUCCUUAACAUAUUGGAAAGUGAGUGAGUGUGCGAGUGAGUGUCUGCAAGAGAGAGACAGGCAGAGACAGCAAUAUGGAAGAAUAUGCCUUCACUUCAGGAGAACAGAAUGACCUCUGAGAUUAUUGAGAGCAAUAACCCCACAAACACACUCAUUCACUGUACCACUCUGCACAGAUAGUCUACGGAGCCACUGGUAUCGCUGAGUGUACCUGCAUACGAUGUUAAGUCCUCUGUAAGAGAUGGCUAUCACAACAAGUGAUGUGUGAGGGACACAUUCAAACGCAUGCAGUACAUCCACACAAAAACACAGAGGAAGGUAACGGGGGGGGGGGGGGUCACAAAGAGGGUGAUGCCUUAUCUCUGGUACAGUGGAAAGGGGAAACAAGUAUGUUUCAGUAUUUAAAUGUGAUUUUCCUUUAUGCCUUAAGGCAACUCACUUGAAGCAGUCCUCGUUGUCUUUUACAGGCAGAAUCUGUAGACAGACGGCGAAAACACACCCCGGGUAAAGGCAGUGAUAAAAUGACGUGAAUGUCCAAACAAAGGAGGAGGAGUCGCAUGACUGUGGAGCGAUGGGGAGCAAACCCACAGGGAAAGUCCGAGCAGAAGAUUCCAACAUAGUUUGAAAGAUCAGCAAAUGUUUCACUAUAGCGCGUUGACCUCAAGGAUACAAACGAAUGAAUUUAUGCAAUAAGUUCUGAAUGUAAACAUAGCUGUCCUCGUCGACAAGAAAACUCCACAGGGUACCUUUAAAAAAGAACUUAACACCACCUGAAAAAUCUUGUUUGUGCUGGUGCGUGUAAGCUUCAUAAAUGUGACGUGACAACGAGACAUCGCCGUUGUGUCACCGUUUCAGACUUGUGACCACACGUGAGGACAACCAUUAGUGUUUCAGUUUCCAGUAGCGCACGUGUGGAAUGUGGACAUUUAUUAGCCAGGCUACCUGAUAUUGACACAAAAAAUGUGUCAGAACGAUGGCGGGCAACGGUCACUGAAGAACGAUCAACCAUGAAGACUGGCUGCCUCACAUUGUGCCCCUGUCUGGGCCAAAAAGUUGCGCUUGAACACACGGCAAAGACUUCAACCGCAACAUGUACAUUCUUUGUAAGAGGAAAUAACUCUCCGUACCAGCAGGUGUCAGUAGUCUGUGUUCAUCAUUCAAAACAAAUUCAUGGAAGAAUAUCUAAUAUGUCCUGUAUAUCUGCAGAUAUACAGGACAAAGCAAAUCCUAAAGCAUGAAUUCUGCUGAUUUCAUUCCAGACUAGUUUUGUCACGAGUUUCAAUUCUCGUCCUCUGAACAGACCAUCAUAGGUAACUCUCUCACAGAAAGGCUCCGUCUCAAAUUGACUAGUGAGUCCACUAGUGUGAAAACUAGGGCCACAGGUGCUCACCGACAGCCCAAGAUGGCCAACAGUCCACCAUCAGCUUAUUGUGUCAUGGCCCUUAGGACUGGAGAUGAGUAUCAGACUCAAGAAUUGAUCAUUUUACAUCAGCCCGAAGAGACGCUUCAUGGUGAAUUGUCCUAAUGAAGUGUCAUAAUGACAUUCAUUAUUUACAUUGUUUGGACAGUUGGUCUCUGGCUUCUCCUUCUGGAUGACAUCCCACAGAUUACGAAACACAGUUUGCCACUAUUGGUUGUGACAACCCUGUCUGACAUCUGUCUCGUGGAGUCACUGCAAUUGUUUCUGACUAGUUAAUCGCCUAAUCUGAUACAGUGCCUGUGUUAUGAGGCCUAUUGUGGAGUCUGUAUCUUGCAUUAGUCAGUUGAGAUAAGCAGUCUGUGGAGCAAACUCUGUAGAAGAAGAGGAUGCAACAACAUGGCCCAAUUAGAAAAGCGCAACUUGUUAAGGAUGUGACACACCGAGUUGUUGUUGGCUGUUUGUCAGUGUUGGGCUGUCGGUCUGUCUCCGUCCUUGCCUCCAGUUGUUGGAUCCCUAUCGUCAGUUUUUCGGCUCUCUGAUUGGCUGUUCAGCUCAGCUCAAAGGGAUGGAAUUAGACAAAAAAGCAAACAUAUUCAUCCAAUCUUAACACUGAAACACAAACAAUUUGACAACAAUAUGAUCUUCAAGAGUGAAUAAACUCUAGAUCUGACUGAUCAUCAUGAUUCAGGAGAGGCCGGCGCUGUAAGACAGUUUGUAGUUCUUCCUAGAUUCCUAGUCUCCUAGCUAACAGUAGCUGUUUGAAUCAGGGAUACAGACCACCACUAAAAUGUGAUUUCCGUGUGUUAGAAACUGGCUGCUGUGUUUGCGAUGUGUUCAGGAGCAACUUUUCAAGUCUUCAUCGCCACUAGUUCUGUAACAUCUGCUUGGUGUGUCCGUACCUUUAAACGAACGAAAACAUUACGGGCAAUGUGAUGGAAACAUACCAUUUGUUUUUAUUUUGUGAAUUUACUGUCUCAUCGAUCCGCACAAAUCCGAUGUUUUCGUUUGCUGUCAUUCUUCAUGCCCGCGCUGGAGCGGAAGCUUCACUGGACGGGCAACUUACAUAGUUUGUGUGGGUCCUUUAAAUGUGUUUCCAUGCCAUUCCAGAUUUUCCAUUUCAGCCAAGAAGCCUCACAGAAAAACAACGGGAUGAUGAAACCUGAUGAUAUCUGCUUUGUCUGCUUUUCAGCCUGGUGUUAAGUCACUCUUAAAGGGCAUUCCACUGUUAAAAACAGGCAGAAGAAGUCUACCUAUAGUGACACUAAGUGACUCCAUCAUAUCUUGUGUGUACUUCACGUUUCCGCGUGCAUAUGAUUUACUUCUCUGUGAGCAGUAGCUGCUCUGUGUGGUCUUCACGCUGCUGUAGUUGUAGUUGGAGUAGUAGAAGUGGGGCAGGUUCGUGGUGGCUGCACACGAAGGCAACGUCAGGGCGAUGGAAUCAUGCGCAUAUUUAAUGAUGACUCUACGUUACUUGGUUGACCCCAUGUUGCGAUGCACAUACAGGCCGCAGCAUGUAACCCAGUGUGCCAGUGUGAAAGUGGGCCUCUGGAGUAGUCGUAGCAGCGCGUGUGUUCAUGUAUGAGUGGCAGUGUGUGUCUAAGUGGGGCAGAUCACUGAGCAUCUACGUUAGCGGCGCGGCUGAGUGAUUCAUGAGCACAGACCGAUCCAAGCCCUUCCUCCUACAUCCUGCUCAUCUUCCGCCGUGUCUGUCACAGGAAGGAAGGGAAGUUAGAGAUGAUUAACAACAAACCCGGGACGGACGGUGGAGAAAGAUUGGGGUCACCAUUAGAAGCUGGAACUCUUCCUGACAGCUGUACUUAGCUGCUUUAUAGACAGACUGACUGAUAGUCGGGUUUUUCUUCGUGAUCUGAGCUGAGCGGAUCCGAAUGCACCGAAUGAAUGGGUUAAAUGAUAACUCUCCAGAGGACUUGGCAACGUGUGUGUGUGUGUGUGUGUGUGUGUGUGUGUGUGUGUGUGUGUGUGUAACCCUGUGUGUUUGUGCAUGUGUGCAUGUUUGUUGUUUUUCGUGUGGCUAGCUUUAUGAUCGCGACAUUAAACGUUAAUACAGAUGCAGCAGACAACCAUUUUUUAAUUUGAAACGUGAGGUUAUUCCGUCACGCUGGAGGCUGCAUGGGGACAUCUUCACCGGCACGCACAUCGUCACUCAAACGCAGGAACAGGUUCACGCACGCACGCACACACACACAAACACACACACACACACACACACACACACACACACACACACACACAGACAGACUCGCCCACAUGCGCAAUAAAUCUCAAGGGCACAGCUAAAGUCAGAGCCGCGGGCCCGAGGACAUUAACACUCCUGUUUUGGUUUCUCUUCCAUGCAUCACUACAUCCUCUUAUCCUCCCCUCACUCCACAAUCUGACGCUGUCAUCAGCUUUCACACAAUGCACAAACACCACACACACACACACACACCUGGACCUAUAAUUUAUCUGCUAAAUCUUUAGGCUGUCAUUAUGGGAUCAUUUAUUCAAAGGGGAGCUUAGAGGGAAGAGCGGCGGCUUUAAAGGACCUGCAGAUGGCUGCCGUUUGUCCUUCUUAUGUUACAUCACAUUCAUAAAAAGACAUUUGACCUACAGUGAGUGUGACCUCACAGCUACAUACCUGAACGUGUACUUAAACACAACACUUCCCCUUUUCGGGGUGCGCAGCUAUAUCGCUGGGCUUAGUGUCAUUUUUUUUUGUGCCGCUGACAAAUUUAGAGCCAUUCAGCAGACAGAAAAUGUGAGUCCUUUAUCAGCAGUAGGUCAGAGGGCAUGGGAGUCAGUAAGUGUGCCAAAAGGAUGAAGGGUGUGUGUGUGUGUGUGUGUGUGUUCGUGUGGCGCUCUGCUGUCACGGGACAGAGUAUAAAUAUCACUGAUCUAAGAAGAAGAGGGCCUGUGUUGGUGCACACAUGUAGGCAGCUCGAUCUGGAGGCGUCACUGCAGCUCUUGUGUUCACACUGGAAGAAAAGCGUACGGUUUCGAGGAU
Mugil cephalus (flathead mullet) is the source of this 6357-nucleotide messenger RNA. RefSeq names its product leucine-rich repeat-containing protein 52-like. The coding region runs from base 787 to 1782 and encodes 331 amino acids. Lineage: Eukaryota; Metazoa; Chordata; Actinopteri; Mugiliformes; Mugilidae. Gene Ontology annotation, cellular component: voltage-gated potassium channel complex. The record is from RefSeq and is a predicted model, not a curated record. The transcript is spliced from 2 exons. Gene Ontology annotation, molecular function: voltage-gated potassium channel activity; transmembrane transporter binding; potassium channel activator activity.